Molecule: messenger RNA, 735 nt
Organism: Necator americanus (New World hookworm)
Lineage: Eukaryota; Metazoa; Nematoda; Chromadorea; Rhabditida; Ancylostomatidae
Exons: 7
Coding region: 1-735 (244 amino acids)
Biological process (GO): intracellular signal transduction; receptor guanylyl cyclase signaling pathway; cGMP biosynthetic process
Cellular component (GO): plasma membrane
Molecular function (GO): guanylate cyclase activity; peptide receptor activity; adenylate cyclase activity
Source: RefSeq, a predicted model, not a curated record
AUGAACAGCAAAAGCAGAAAUCUAAUGGACCACGUUAUGAACAUGCUUGAGAUGCACGCAUCAAGUUUAGAGGACGAGGUUGCAGAGAGGACGAAAGAACUCAUUGAGAAGAAGAAGAGCAAUAUCCUGCUCUACAGAAUGCUUCCAAGAUUUCUCCCUUUUCAUUUGUUUUGCUGGCAGGUGGCCGAGAAACUCAAACUUGGUCAAAACGUCGAGCCGGAAACCUAUGAAAGUGUCGAAACAAUAGGCGAUGCCUACCUAUGUGUAAGCGGAUUGCCGAAUCGAAAUGGUCGCGAUCAUGUGAAGGAAAUCAACAGUAUGUCGUUGGGUUUUAUGAGGAGUCUUGUGGGGUUCCGAAUCCCUCAUCUACCAGGGGAGAACCUGAACCUGAGAGUUGGAUUCCACACAAGGUCUGUGGUGGCUGGCGUUGUGGGUCUUUCAAUGCCCAGAUACUGUUUAUUUGGAGACACUGUGAACACCGCGAGUCGCAUGGAAAGCAGUGGAAAGCCUGGAAUGAUACACAUUUCCUCAGAUGCGAACAACUUGCUUCAUGAAGUUGGAGGAUACGUAACAGAACCCAGAGGAGAGAAUUUGUUUCAGGGGAAGGGCGUGAUGGAAACGUUUUGGCUCCUUGGUCCCACAGAUGGAACUCAUCAACUUAAAUUCAACCGCAAAAGACUAUCGCAGGCGAUUUUCAAGAUCAAGGCAAUAUCAGAUCAAUUAAAACUGUCUUAG